AUGAGAAAAAUAGAACUCUUCUUGAUUAUUUUUCUUCCUUCUCCAUCGCUUAUUUACGUAAUAUCAUUUUUCUUACCAGGUUCUUAUGUUUUCUAUCUUCCCUGUUUUUUUUCCUUAAAUCCUGUUUCUUACUUUGCCAAUUAUCAAUACAUUUUGAUCGGGUCUCUUUCAGUUUUUCUUUCUUAUUUCAAUUCGUUUCGCCUUUCUUCAUUUAUUUUCUCUUAUAUUUUUGUUUACUCUUUCAGUCUUUCUUUUCUUCUUUCUGCCAUUCAUAGGUCUCUUGAUCCUUUUCUUCUUUUUUCGUUCUUUUUCUUUUUCAGUCUCUUCCUUCUGCCUUUCAAUAUCCUCUUCUUUCUAUUUGUUAUAUGGCAUUUCUUUCUAUUUUCUUCUCUCUUUUCUUUCAUGCCGAAAUUCGUCCUGUUGUACUUCUUUCUUUCUAUCAUUUGGUCUUCACUUUCUGUUUCUCACGCUUUCUUUUCUUUAUGCCUUUCGUUUUUCUCCAUUUAUUGCGUUUCUCUUCUUUUUGGAAUUAUUUCUCUUUGUGUUGCUACUUUUCUUUCACUAUUUCUUGUUUUUUUUUUCCUACCGCGUUUCUUGAUAAUCUCUCUGUUCUCCUCCUCCCUCUGUUCGUUCUAUCAUUAUCUCUUCUCAUUUCUCCAUCCCAUUCUUAAUCUUCUUUCUCUCUUCGACGUUCUGUUCUCUUUGCAUAUGCCGCUUCUUACCCAUUCUACUUCUCUUUCCCUGACUUUUCUCUUAUUCAAGCUCUUCUGUCAACAUAUGUUCCCGUUGAUUUUCAUCCAUUUUAUUUGUCACCGAAUUAUCUUUGUUUCCUCGUUUCUUUAUUUGUACUCUUUCUUUCUUUCUCUGUUCAUUUUUUUCUCGACUUUUCUGAUUCGUUUUUUGUACGUAUUUGACUUCUCACAUAUUUCGUGGUUCUUUCUUUCACAACUUUUCUUUUUUUUGUUCUUUUUCUCUUUAUUCUUUCUUUUUAUCUUUUCUUCUUCUUUCUCUAUAAACUCUACUUUUCUUCUUACUUUCGAUAUAACCCUGCCAUUUUUUUUUCCUUUUUUCCUUCUGUUGUGGGAGAAUCAAUCUUGCACUAUCUAUCUAUCUAUCUAUCUAUCUAUCUAUCUAUCUAUCUAUUCCGGAACUUUGAUUAUGCAUGCAUGUUAUGUUUGUAUGUAUGUAUGUAUGGAUUUAUCACAGGACAGUCAUUAUCUAUCUAUCUAUCUAUCUAUCUAUCUAUCUAUCUAUCUAUCUAUCUAUCUAUGUGACGUUUUGUUUAUCUGA
Molecule: messenger RNA, 1290 nt
Organism: Acanthosepion pharaonis
Lineage: Eukaryota; Metazoa; Mollusca; Cephalopoda; Sepiida; Sepiidae
Source: the annotation of a GenBank genome assembly